GUUGUGCAAUAAAGACUCCAUCCUCAUUCACAGAAAAAAACCAAAACAUACAGGAAGCUGCUUGUCUUUCUUUCUUAUAGCCUACUUUGUACGAUUUUUAAGCAACCAUGGGCAACACACCCUCACGUCAAUCGGAACUUGAGAUAGAAGAGAAAACCAUCUUCUUAUCCAGCAAGAAAGUGUACAGGAUUCCUGCUCUUUUCUACGACAGAGACAGAAAACGCCUCUUGGCCUUUGCGGAGAGGCGGAAGACUCGUGCUGAUACCAGCACAGAGGUGCUGGUUAUGAAGACAGGAAUGGUGAUCAAGGAUGAAGACACUCAUGAAGUGACGAUAAAGUGGUCACAGCAAAAAGUGGUGGAGGAGGCACUCCUUGAGGGAUACCGUCCUAUGAACCCCUGCCCGGUUUAUGAGAAGACCAGCAAAACACUCUUCCUGUUUUUCAUCUGUGUUGAAGGCACCGUUUCAGAGCAGUGGCAGAUACGGCACUGCUGCAACAAGACUCGUCUCUGCUAUAUCACAACUACCGAUGCUGGCGAAAGUUGGAGUCCCGUGACUGAUUUGACUGACUUGAUGGCUGAAAUCAAGCAGUGGGCCACAUUUGGUGUUGGGCCAGGCCAUGGUAUUCAAACAGAGAGUGGUAGAUUGAUUGUCCCAGUUUAUGCAUAUGUUCCGAACUGUUAUUGGUGUUGUUCACCAUGUUGUUCACCGUGUUGUUCACCGUGUUGUUCACCGUGUUGUUCACCGUGUUGUUCACCGUGUUGUUCCUAUACUCCAUAUGCACUCUCCCUGCAUAGUGACGAUAAAGGCAGCACAUGGCAAUUUGGCAAAAUGCUUAAAAAUGAGUCACUCGAAUGUGAAAUGGCAGAGUUUUUUGAUGGAACACACAGCUUCAUCUACUGCAAUGCCCGUAGCAAGGGGGGUUACCGAGAAGAAGCUCUCAGUGAAAGUAAAGGAGAUGAUUUUUACGAGCUGAGUCCAGGAAAGCUUGUUGAGGCAGGUUCAGGCUGUCAGGGAAGUUUGGUCUCCUUUCCAGUUCAGAGUGACGCUGCACAUGCAGAUAAUGAUCCAAACAAGUGGCUGCUCUACAGCCACCCAAGCAAUAAAUCCAAAAGGUUUGCGUUAGGAGUGUAUCUGAAUAAGACUCCAAAAGACCAGAGAGCAUGGAGCGAACCCUGGAUCAUUAACAACGAGCCCAGUGGUUACUCAGACCUGGCUUACAUUGAUGACGGGUGGUUCGCAUGUCUUCUGGAGUGUGGGAAGAAAUGUGAAACUGAACAGAUAGCCUAUAAGGUUUUUAGCUACAGUGAAAUAAAGAAGGGCAUUUUAGUGUAAAAACCCAAUGCUUUUACGUGACAGGACACUUUUCUCUGUGGCUUUACCACAAAUUACAGUUCCAUAGUAACCUGUUGUGUAAUACAAGUACUACAACUGCACUGAAAUCAUUUUUACACCUACUGAAUAUAUUAUAAGGGGGUGAUUAAAGUGUGUAUAAUGAUUUAAAAUCAAAGUUAUAGUUACUUACACCAUCCAUUCAAAUGAUUGACUUUGUUUGGAUUUUGAUUUCAGCUGUAACAACAGUUAAACUUAUGAUACCGUACUAACAUGUUAUACUUCUGAGGUGUAAUUCAAACUAUGCUAUAUUGACAGAGUUUAUUAAAUGUAAAGAGUAAAACAAGAUUUUUGACAAA
Sebastes umbrosus (honeycomb rockfish) is the source of this 1690-nucleotide messenger RNA. Its product is annotated as sialidase-3-like. NCBI's taxonomy places the organism in Eukaryota, Metazoa, Chordata, Actinopteri, Perciformes, Sebastidae. The coding region runs from base 108 to 1334 and encodes 408 amino acids. The record is from RefSeq and is a predicted model, not a curated record. Gene Ontology annotation, cellular component: membrane; cytoplasm; lysosome. The transcript is spliced from 2 exons. Gene Ontology annotation, biological process: oligosaccharide catabolic process; ganglioside catabolic process. Gene Ontology annotation, molecular function: exo-alpha-sialidase activity.